AUGAAAUACGCUCAGCUAGUGAUGGGACCCGCUGGGAGUGGGAAGUCGACGUAUUGUUCUGUUAUCCACAAUCAUUGUACAAAUGUUGGAAGAACUGUUCAUAUAGUCAAUCUUGAUCCGGCCGCUGAAAGGUUCAAUUAUCCCACCAUUGCAGAUGUCAGAGAUUUGAUAAGUGUAGACGAUGUGUUACAAGAUGAAGAGCUUGUUAUGGGACCCAAUGGUGCAUUAGUUUUCUGUAUGGAAUAUUUAGCUCAAAACUUGGAAUGGUUACAUGAUGCUAUAAACGAAGGAGAAGAUGAAUACUUCAUAUUCGAUUGUCCUGGACAGAUAGAGUUAUAUUCCCAUCUACCAGUAAUGCGAACCAUAGUUGAUGCACUAAGAUCAUGGGAUUUCAAUGUAUGCUCUGUUUUUCUAAUUGAUACACAUUUCGUACUAGAGGCUGAAAAGUUUAUUGCUGGAGCGUUAACUGCCCUCUCAGCUAUGGUUUCGAUAGAAACACCCGCAGUUAACAUAUUAACUAAGAUAGAUUUGUUGUCAGAACGAAACAAGCAGCUCGUUGAAGAUUUUCUCGAAACUGAUACUCGGAGCAUAGUUGAUUUAGAUUCAACUCAUUCUUGGAAUGAACGUCAUAGAAACUUAACCAGAGCAAUCGCUCAGGUUCUCGAAGACUAUUCGAUUGUGAAGUUUGUUCCUUUAAAUGUUGAUGAUGAUGAGAGUGUUGAACAAUUAUUACUGGUUAUUGAUACAACUAUCCAAUAUGGGGAAGAUUUGGAGGUGAGAGAUCGGUACCCAGAAGAAAUAGAUGAAGACUAA
Auanema sp. JU1783 is the source of this 813-nucleotide messenger RNA. Lineage: Eukaryota; Metazoa; Nematoda; Chromadorea; Rhabditida; Rhabditidae. The record is from the annotation of a GenBank genome assembly.